UGCUGUCUGUAUUCUACCGCCGUGUGUGUGUGUGUGCGCGCGCCAGGCAGGGACCAGUGUCACUGCCGCUCUACUGCCAUGGAAGAGGCUCCACGUCAGUCCGAUACGCAGGUCUCUACGUUAUUAUAACACUCUCACUUCUCCUGAGGGGAUUGAUUGAUUUUUUAUUUGAUUUUUUCCCCAACGGAAGCGGUGCCCGGAUGGGAGCGGAUGAGGAGCGCGGCAGCGGCCGCCGGUGCGUCUCCAACUUGACCAUCACCAAACAAUGGGAGUAGCUGAGCCGUGCUGCUUUAGCGCCAACUACUACUACUACUACUACUACUACUACUACAACUACUACUACUACUCGCCCCUGGGAGACACUUACGAGAAGAAGAGAGAGAAGCAGCAGCAGCAGCAGCAGCAGGAGGAGGUAAAGAAGAAGGAGAGGGAGAAGAGGAAAAGGAAGCAGACUUGUUCUACCUGCAGACCUCCCUCUCUCAGCAGCAGCAGUAGUGCCGGGACUCCCGCAACAGCCGAUACGCACGGAUCCAGAGCGACGCACCGGCUGCCUCUGGGAUGCAUGUGAGAGAAAACGUGCAGAUCUGAGAACAGCACUCCUCUGUGAGGGUCUAUUCUGUGUGGAAUUAGGGAAUAUAACACACAGUUUGCCAGACCUCUGGAGACACUGAUAGGAAGCUUCAUCACGCAGCCAAACCAGCCCGUGAUUCUGUUUUCCACCACUGAAGAAGGAAUAUGUCUUAUUUCCCCUUUCACCGCUGUGGCUCGCACAGACUGGACUUAAGAAUAAUUGGGUGUAAUUGUGUGUCAAUUAGCAGCAGCCUGUGAGCGGCUAACCUCCUCUCGAGAACCCCCCCUCCCCCCUAUCCUCCUCCUCCUCCCCCUCCCAUCUCUGCCCCCCUGAGCCAAAACCUGGACGAGCUUCCUCCCCGCAGCCCCACCGGUGUCUCUGCCUGUCUCUGUCCGUGGUCCUGAACACAAUUUUGGGGUGCAUUUUCUGGAUUUUCUCCGGCUUUUCACAGUGGCAGCGCUGGAGGCGUAUGCGCGGACACAAGCAUGAUUUCAUGGCCGGUGAGGUCAUGAGCACCCCGCGGCUCGAUACCGGCGACUCCGGGAUCUGAAACACACAAAAAAGCGGAACAUUUGUCAGCUCACCUUGGAGGUCAUAAACCAUAACCAUAAACCCCCCUCCCCUCUCCUCCUCUUCCUCCUCCUUUUCCACCACUAAAGGAUUUUUAUUUUUAUUUUCUGGAGGGGAAUUCAUCCUCCUAAGAGUGUGACCCCCCCUUGAGCAACACCUUCACCCCCCAACCCCCUCCAAACAAAAAUGAGACUAGCGAAAAUGUGCCGACUAAACGCGCUGGGGAUCUAUUUGUGGGAAACGGUAGUGUUUUUCAGCCUGGCAGCAUCGAAAGAAGCUGCGGCGAGGAAAGCUGCCUCCCCGAUGCCGCCCUCCGAGUUCCUGGACAAACUCAUGGGCAAAGUUUCGGGUUACGACGCCAGAAUUCGACCGAAUUUUAAAGGUCCGCCGGUAAACGUAACCUGCAACAUAUUUAUCAACAGUUUUGGGUCCAUCGCUGAAACUACAAUGGACUACAGAGUUAACAUCUUCUUGAGACAGCAGUGGAACGACCCUCGGCUGGCCUACAGCGAGUACCCCGACGACUCGCUGGACCUCGACCCCUCUAUGUUGGAAUCCAUCUGGAAACCCGACUUGUUCUUCGCCAACGAGAAGGGGGCAAACUUCCACGAGGUCACCACCGACAACAAGCUGCUGCGCAUUUCUAAAAACGGCAACGUGCUGUACAGCAUACGAAUAACACUGAUCUUGGCCUGUCCCAUGGAUCUGAAAAACUUCCCUAUGGACGUCCAGACCUGUAUCAUGCAGCUGGAGAGCUUCGGCUACACUAUGAACGACCUCAUAUUCGAGUGGGAUGAGAAGGGAGCCGUGCAGGUGGCGGACGGCCUGACGCUACCUCAGUUCCUACUCAAAGAGGAGAAGGACCUGCGCUACUGCACCAAGCACUACAACACAGGUAAAUUCACCUGUAUCGAGGCUCGCUUCCACCUGGAGCGUCAGAUGGGCUACUACCUGAUCCAGAUGUACAUCCCCUCGCUGCUGAUCGUCAUCCUGUCCUGGGUUUCCUUCUGGAUCAACAUGGACGCCGCACCCGCCCGGGUGGGUCUGGGCAUCACCACCGUGCUGACUAUGACCACGCAGAGCUCCGGUUCCAGAGCCUCCCUGCCCAAGGUGUCCUACGUAAAAGCCAUCGAUAUCUGGAUGGCCGUAUGUCUGCUGUUUGUGUUCUCGGCCCUGCUGGAGUACGCCGCUGUCAACUUCAUCGCCCGCCAACACAAGGAGCUGCUGCGCUUCAGACGGAGGCGACGACACAUGAAGCCUGAGUCUUGGCCUGUGUUGCAGGAGGAUGAGACAGGCGAGGGUCGCUUCAGCUUCCCCGGCUACGGCAUGGGCCCCGCCUGCCUGCAGGCCAAAGACGGCAUGGCCAUCAAGGGCAACAACAACAACGCCCCGGCCUCGGCCCCCGCCGAGAGGAGCAUCGAGGAGAUGAAGAAGCUAUUCAUCGGCCGGGCCAAACGCAUCGACACGGUGUCCCGCGUGGCCUUCCCGCUCGUCUUCCUCAUUUUUAACAUUUUCUACUGGAUCAUUUACAAGAUCAUCCGCAGCGAGGACAUCCACAAGCAGUAGUCGAGAGGCAGAGGAGGAGGAGGAGGAGAACAGUGCGAAGAGGAGAAUGCAGAGAAACAAAGCGAGAGAAGGAAAUAGAGAGAGAUGACUUCAAUAGGAGAUAUUAUUUUUCGCGUCAACCACGCCUCCUUUCCUUGUUCUCUUCCUUCAUCCUCUUCCUCUUUUGGUCGAGGAUAACUUGCUUUUUGUCCCUCAGCCCCCCCCCCCCCGACACCUACUAGACAUUAUUUCAGAUAUUUAUUGCUUUCUUUUUCCUUUAUUCUCCUCUCCUCGCCCCUAAUCCCAACUCUUUACAUCUCCUGAAUAAUCCGGACCAGUGCAAUAGCAAUGCAGUAAAAUGCAUGAUAUAUGAAUGUGGCAAUAUAUUAAUGAAAAGAUGAAACAUGAAAAAGCAAACACAGACUUUUGCAGGCACGCCCAACAAACUGUGGGAGUGGACGGACUGGAGAGGAAGAAGACGAGAGAGUCUUGUAAAUGGUCUUGUGUUUGAUUUUAGGGUUUUCUUUUGUGUGUGGAGACAGAUAUAUAAUUCUAUAUGAAAAAGUGAUGUCGGGACGGGGUGGGGAUGUGCGAGAAGCACACGACAGUGUAAUAUACUCAUAUAUCUAUCAUAAAUGGCGGAGAGAGAAAAAAAAAGAACUUUAUUUGCAAAGGCGGGCAUCUGGAAACGAGGGAUUUUUCACCCCAAAAAAAGGAAAGGAAGGCGGAUCGGUGCUUCCAUUAAAAGGCGACGGAUCACACAUUCUAUAUAUCUAGAUUUGCUUCAAAUGUGUAUUGCAAGCACUCCUCAACGCUUUUCCUCCCCGCCCCCACCGCCAACACCACGAAACCUCCAACGUGCAGAGACACUUGAGGUUCGCUGCUGCCGCUGUCAAUCCUACGUCUGGACAAAAAGAGAAAAAAAGAAUCCGCACUGUACGGGCAGUGCUGGUUCUGAGACAAAAUAUGUCAUUUAUCUGUGGUCAACGUGUUCCUCCACCUGUCCUUAAGUUAUUUCAUAUUUGCAUUUGUUGUUGUUUUGGUUCGUCUCUUGAUUUAUGUGCCAAGUAAACAUGUGGCUUGUGGCCGUGCAGCGCUCUGCAGCUCCGACCUUCUCGUGAAGAGGAAGGCGGAUGGUUUGACGUCGGUCGUCGUAUCGAGUGACGUCUCCUCACGAGCUUCUUCAGGGUUGUUUUUUUUAAUCCCUGAGAUAUUAGUUUGUUUUCAUGGACUGAAGCGAAUUGAUCCUGGACAGGUAAAAUGCAGAUCCUCGUUUGCUUUCCUCGUCGUGUUCAUCGGGACCGAACCACAGAUAUGUUUACAUCUUUAUUAGUGCUUCCUUGCUUUGACCCCGCCUUAAUGUGACACCCCACCAAUCCCCAGCUGAGAGGACAUAUGUAGUAAAUGAUACAGAUUAUAGCACCUGUUAUACCUUAAUUAACUGUAUUUCCAUCUCAUUCACACGCACGACUUUAGCUGCAAACGUCAUCAUUUCAGAAAAGCUACAUCCUCAUGAGCAUAAAGACAGGAUUUAUUUUUGCCAAAGCCAUGUUGGACGGGAUUUAAUCUUCACGCAGGUCAUUUGGUUUGAUUGAUGAUUUAUCAGAUGACUUGUUUAUCUCUUUUACUUUGUACCAGGCUUCUCUAUGCAAUGAUCAGUAUAUGCAAUUAUGAUUUAGCCUUUCUUUCAGCAACUCCAUUUAAAAAAACACCGUUUUCUAACCGUCCCACUUCUAACUGCUAAACAAACGUUGAAGCUUGUUGGUGAACAUAAAGUGAUAAAACUUCCCAGCGACUUUCACUUAAUGCAUGCAGAUUACUGGAUGGAAAAAAGGUUCUGAAGUAGAAAUCUGCAGCAAACAGAUUGAGCCGAACCUCUGAGCCCGUCUGUAAGUAGAUGAAAGCGUUUUUCGGUUGCUUCAUAUUUUCCCUGUUCGUGUUGUAAAAUAUGCAUAAUUUCACAAAUUCAAACUUUAAUGUGAGGAAAGACAUUUUCCAUUAUAGUAGCAAAGCAAGACAAACUUAAGAAAAGUUAUCCUUCCUCUAAGAUCUAUUGUAUUCUUAUUGCAAAUUUGUUCAGCCCGAGGCGAAUAGAUUCUCAGCUCCAUAUUUAUCAUUCUUUUCAUCUUCAUGAAAGAAAGUGAAUAAUUAUAUUUUCCAAAUUGAUGAACUAUAUAUUUACCGCACCAUGUUUACACUUCACUGCAACUCUUUGACCAUCCUGUCUGUGAAGAGUCAAACUCCUGCAUGAGGACGUCGGCUAAUUUAAACAUAUUUAACUUCACAAUAAAAGUGCAGUGUUUUAUUUCGACCUGAGCAUCACAUACAACUAUAUAUAUAUAUAUAUAUAUAUAUAUAUAUAUAUAUAUAUAUAUACAUACAACUUGUCUAAAUGUUUAAGCCCCAGUCCAACUUGGUUUUGAAGCAAAAACCAAAGAUGUGUUUUUGUAUUCCUCGCUGAUUUGACGUACUUAUCGUUGCCUUUUGCUGCUGUUGUGGGGCAAGAUUUUCUGCAGGAUGUGAAAUCAUAUUAAGUUUUUAAUACGAUUACCAGAUGCAGUAUUGGGGUUCGCCAGACUAACUUCAGAUAUAUAAAUACAAUGAUAAUAUAUAUAUAUAGGCAUAUUUUGAUAUGGAACAUGUAUGCAUUUUCCCUCGACAUUCUUGUAUUUCCUUAUUUUUUAAAUCAAAGCUGGUUAUUUUUAUUUAAAAAAAGUCAUCUACCUAUCCAUUCAUCCCUAUACAUUUUAUACUUACACAAUGUUUACUUGUAAAACAUGUUAUACAAGUAAAGGUUACACAUUGAGACUUCAUCUGGUGUCAACAUGUGUGUAUUGGAGAUCCUAAAUUGAAACUACUUUACUUUGUGUAAGACGGAUCCGAAGGGCUAUGCCACGCACAUGCUCCACAUUCCAACAGGUUUUAACUUUAAAGUGGACGUGCCAUAGAAUACGCUUCAUCGCAAAAACUAUGCAUUUAAUUCAGUAAAUCCUUCACAGAUACAGUGAUGUAAAACAAGGCCAUGAUCACCUAGGAUGCUUCGUUUAUGCUUUAUUUGCUUUAUUAGAUUAGCUUUAAGUAGAGAACAUGUAGCACUUAGGGGGAGUUUCCACAGAGCACGUAGCGAAGCUAGCUAACAUGCUAUGUAGCUUGCGUGAUACGAAAUGUGUGCAAAGAAACAGAUUUCUUUGUUUGGCCAAAUUACACCCUUCUGUCAUGCUAGCACCGCAGCUAACGCUCCAGCAAAAAGUCUUUCUAAAGUUUUUCCAAAAAUGCCAAACGUAUCUUGCUAGCUGCGUGGACUCUGACGCUAACGUACGCAGACGCAAUGUAGCAAAACGUGAGAGGAGCAGACAAGGCACUUAAAAAGUUAAAAAGCAAAAUUUUUUUACUUACGUACUCAUAUAUUUACUAUAUGUAGCGCAUCAUUGCAAGUACUCAACAUAAGUUCAUCUUUCAGAGUCCCAAAAGGUGACUUAGUUUUAGUUUUAGUAGAGAUUCUUAUCUUGUGAGAGAUUUAAAAAAUCGAUAUACUUGUUGGACUUUAGGGGCUCCGUAAAAACCAACGGCAGCUUUAGGGAUGCUAAGGAGUUCAGGAUGGAAGCAGCCUCCUGCGAUUUCAUUGCAAAUGCCAAAAUAAAUGGUUGCUAAACAAGAGAGUAAUAUAGAUUGUUGUUGAAUAUAAACGAGGACCAUCUCGAGUCCCUGCAGAGCUGCAGAGGGACAUUAAUAACAGAAAACACCUUUGGUUCUCAGUUUGUCGCCUCCUCUCUGAUCACGGCCUAAAUCCGACUGGGGAGCGUCAGCCGGCUCAGUCUAAAUACGAUGUUUCCUUCCGUGCCAUAGACGUUGCAUCUGGAAUAAGUGAGAAGCUCUCCUGUCCAUCAGCCUCUCUGCCAACAGCAGUCGUCCAUUUUCUAGAGCUUACAUACAGAUCUUCUCGUGCCAUAUGGGGGUUGAAUAUGCAACUGAAAAACGAGGACCUAUAAGCAUAUCAUGCAUUCAACUACCAUUUUACAUGAUUCAUACCCUUAUCCUCAGGCGUGGGUGUUGUGUGUAUCAUAGUAAUUUUAGAGCUUGGUCAUAGGCCUCACAUCAUUGUAUUAAUCAUUGUUAUACUGUACGGGUUGGGGGAGGGAGGGGUUCAUAACGUGACAUAGAAACUGGGUUUGUAUUGCAUUACGGUGCGAUGUGAUGCGUUCGGACCGAACAAUGAAAGAUGUGUUUUUGGGAAGUUUAUAAAUCCUUAGGUUCUGAACUGGAUUUUAAAGUAGCAUGGUUUGAUUUGUCGAUGAUUAAUGAUUCUAUUGGUUUUUGGGGUUUUGUUUGAUUCUCUUGUAUUUUAUUGUAUGUAUUGUACAAUCCGAUGCCCUGAGGGAGAAGGAAAAAUACAGUGACUCCUGAACUGCUGUGAACUAAAGGAAACAUUAUUAUUAUGAUUAUUAUAUUUAUUUAUUUAUUUUCUUUGCACAAGUUGGAAUGGCCUUAAUUUUGCUUUACUUGCUUCUAUUGUGUAUUGGCACAAAGUGCACCCGUUUGAUUUGCAAAAAUGACGAUGCUCAUUAUGAAGCUUAUAAUCCGAAAGUGCACAUCGAAGCAGGAUAAAAAAAAAAAAAGAAAAGUUCAGCAAAUCCUUUUUAUUUUUCAUUAAUCUGAGAAACAAUAUUUUGCAUGAAUAUAAAUACAAUGGCAGA
This is a messenger RNA of Cottoperca gobio, 7380 nucleotides long. RefSeq names its product glycine receptor, alpha 1 (gene glra1). Gene Ontology annotation, molecular function: transmembrane signaling receptor activity; transmitter-gated monoatomic ion channel activity; extracellularly glycine-gated chloride channel activity. Lineage: Eukaryota; Metazoa; Chordata; Actinopteri; Perciformes; Bovichtidae. The record is from RefSeq and is a predicted model, not a curated record. The transcript is spliced from 9 exons. Gene Ontology annotation, cellular component: plasma membrane; postsynaptic membrane. The coding region runs from base 1328 to 2707 and encodes 459 amino acids. Gene Ontology annotation, biological process: monoatomic ion transmembrane transport; chloride transport.